CGAUCCAUAGCAGUCAUGGGAGAGGGGGCUGUUUGCUCUCUACGGCUGCGUCUCCCGUAGAAUUUGCAUUUAUUAUGUCAGCCUGCAGUGAAGCCCUUCUUAUUUCACACUUUGAAGCCUCCUCCAGGGAUGGAUGGAGGAAAGAAGCUCACUUUGACAGGUUAAGAUUGUUUCUCCACAUCUGCCGUCAGCUGUCAUUUUAAACGGCGUGUGUACGUCUCUGUCCCGCCACAUGGACGGAUGCAUGUGCAGUGCUUAUAAAUGUGUUUUUCUGUGUCUCCCCGCAGGACGCCGUGGUUUAAUGGCUGGGGUUUUAACCUGCCCAGGGGACAGUCCCUGCUCGAUAAGUGGAACCUCAUCCCAGAGGGCAUCGAUAUUCUCAUGACCCAUGGGCCGCCCCUCGGUUUUAGGGACUGGGUACCGAAGGAGCUGCAAAGAGUUGGGUGUGUUGAGCUGUUAAACACAGUCCAGAGGAGAGUCCGGCCCAAACUCCACGUCUUCGGAGGAAUUCAUGAAGGUUAUGGCAUUAUGACAGACGGGUACACGACAUUCAUCAACGCCUCGACCUGUACCGUCAGCUUUCAACCCACCAACCCUCCCAUCGUGUUCGACCUCCCAAACCCCCCCAGCUCUUGAGACGCCCGCAAGCAUCACCAUAUUCUCCUUUUCUCUUUACGUUUUCUAACAAUACUUUGGGAAAAAAAAUAGUUGAAUGUUUCUUUUAGAAUCGCCAGUCUUUUGCUAAAAGAUUCAGUGGAAGAUUCCUGAUGAUGGACGGGAUCAUGCAGGUGUCGCGUACGGAAGUGCUGAACAAUCUUAUGAAUAGAUCUGAUUAAAUCUGUAUGAUAAUAAGCUUUGUGAAUUUGUAAAAUUGUCACUCCUUUUUUGGUCAAUAUUCAAAGUUGGUAUGGGAUGCCAUUGUUCAUUUUGUAUAUUCUUUUUCAGGAUAAUUAAGCUUUCUUUUAGCUGACAGGGAUAAUGCCUUAAACUAGCUUUAAGUUCCCCCAGCUGGAGCCCCUUCUUUCUGCUAGCGAAGAGAAAGCGUCAUAUUUAUUGUUUUUAUCCAAAACUAACGGGAUUUCUAUCUUUUUUUUUUUUUUGUUGCAUUCGAAGAACACUUUCUUACAAGUGCAGAGAAUACAUGGAUGCAUUUUAACUCAUGUGUAUUCUGGAGCGCCUCAUUCUGCAUAGAAAUUGGAAAAUGUCUUAAAAUAUGAGUAUAUCUGUAUGUAUGUGUGUAAGCUGUAAAAUCUCGAAGUAUAAUUGUCUUUGUUCUAAGCCUCUUGAAGAAUAUGAUUUUGCCUGUAAGUGAUGAUUUAAAGUGUGUAAAGCGCACACAUGCUCUUUUCUGUUUUCAUGAAAUGUUCCUCUGAAGCUCAUUCAGUGUUGCCUACUUCGUACAGCGUAUUGUUCCAUACAGUGAACGAGUACUCGAGCUGAAAUUAUUUUCAUGUACAAUCUCAAAGGUUGUUUUUUUAUUUAUAUAUAUUUUUUCUUUCAUUGAACCUGCCAAAAUCAGAUUUAGUUGUCCUUUGAUAUCUGAAUAUGAUAGUUUUUGUUUCCCUUUUUUUUUGCACUGUGUAAUGCAGUCUUGCUAGCACAAAAAAAAAUGUUGCCAAUAGUCGUUUCAACUCUUGCCAUUGUAAAUGCUUCUCAGCUUUUCUUUCAGCUACAGUCUCAUUCCUGAGAAAGUUUUUUUUUUUCUUCUUUUUUUUUCAGAAUUCAUUGUGAUAUAUUUAGCUGCCUUUAUAUGCAAAUAAAAUUGCAAGAUUUUUACUUCUAAA
This is a messenger RNA of Carassius auratus (goldfish), 1784 nucleotides long. RefSeq names its product metallophosphoesterase MPPED2-like. Bases 262 to 636 code for a protein of 124 amino acids. The record is from RefSeq and is a predicted model, not a curated record. The transcript is spliced from 3 exons. NCBI's taxonomy places the organism in Eukaryota, Metazoa, Chordata, Actinopteri, Cypriniformes, Cyprinidae.